Callorhinus ursinus (northern fur seal) is the source of this 3587-nucleotide messenger RNA. RefSeq names its product IQ motif containing E (gene IQCE). Gene Ontology annotation, molecular function: protein binding. NCBI's taxonomy places the organism in Eukaryota, Metazoa, Chordata, Mammalia, Carnivora, Otariidae. The record is from RefSeq and is a predicted model, not a curated record.
CUGGCGGGCCCGGAGGCUACGGGCGGCCGGCGCAGCAGCUCAGCCCGACAGCCGCGCCCGCAGCGCCGAGGAGCGGCCGGGCAGCGCCGCCGCCAUGUCGCUGGGCACCGCGGAGCCGGCCUCGGAGACGGGAGAUGACGGUCUGUCUGCAAUUACCUUUGACUCUGACUUUGAGACGAAAGCAAAAAGGAAAAGUUUCCACAAACCUCCACCCACAUCACCGAAGUCACCUUAUUACUCUAAGCCGAGAAAAGUGGCGUCCUGGAGAUCUUUGAGGACAGUAGCAAGCAUGCCUCUUGGUAACAGAAUGUCCUUAACCCCACAGAAGCUGUGGCUGGGAAGCUCAAAUCAAGGAAGUCUGACCCAACCCCUGAAGUCAGACCUGACCUUGGAGCAUGCACGGACCAACCCCCCCAGCAGCACGCCCGACUAUCUGACAGAAGCUUUAAGAAUGAAGAGGUCACAUCUCAGGCGUUCUGCCAGCAAUGGUCAUGUUCCCGGGACCCUGGUCUACAGAGAGAAGGAAGACAUGUAUGAUGAGAUCAUUGAGCUGAAGAAGUCAUUGCACAUGCAGAAAAGUGAUGUGGAUCUCAUGAGAACAAAGCUUCGGCGCCUAGAAGAGGAAAAUAGCAGAAAGGACCGGCAGAUAGAGCAGCUGUUGGACCCAUCCCGAGGCCCGGAUUUUGUUCGGACUCUGGCAGAGAAAAGGCCUGAUGCCGGCUGGGUUGUUAACGGGCUAAAGCAGAGGAUCCUCAAGCUGGAGCAGCAGUGCAAGGAGAAAGACAACGUGAUUAACAAACUGCAGACUGAUAUGAAGACCACUAAUUUGGAAGAGAUGAGGAUUGCCAUGGAGACUUACUAUGAGGAGAUUCAUCGUCUCCAGACUCUCUUGGCAAGCUCUGAAACUGCAGGAAAGAAGACUCCAGGGGAGAAGAAAAUGGGCCUCAAAAGGCAGAAAAAAGUGAGCAGCGCCCUCCUGAGUUUGUCCCGGAGCGUCCAGGAGCUCACGGAAGAGAACCAGAGCCUGAAGGAAGAUCUGGACCGCGUGCUGAGCAACUCCCCCACCGUCUCCACCAUGAAGGGUUACGUGGAAUGGAGUAAGCCCCGGUUGCUUAGACGGAUCGCAGAGCUGGAAAAAAAAAUAAGUGCGAUGGAAAGCCCCAAAUUACACGCUUCAGAAGUGGUCAAGUCAAACGCCGUGGUGCGCUCUGCGUCCAGCUCCACUGUGCCCAGGCAGCCGGGAGGCGACCGGCAGGAUGACAGCGAGCGUCUCCGGGGGGCUGUGCAGAGCCUGAAAGGCGAGCGGAACGCCCUGCAGAUGCAGCUGCAGGAGAAAGAGUUGGAGGUCAAGCAGCUGCUACAGACCAACGCUGACCUGCAGCAGGAGCUGGAGCACGUGAAGGGAGGCGAGGAGGAGAGGCGAGGGACAGAGGAGGCUCUGAGAGAGGAAAUUCAAACCCUUACGAAGAAGUGUCAAGAACUGGAGGAAAUCAGGAGACAAGAGAGAGACGAUCCCGCGGAGAGGAGUCUUGAGACCCCAGAAGAACCCCGACCUUCCCUUCCCACCAGCAGGCCCUCUCAGCAGGACUGUGAGCCAGAUCCAAGCAAGGAGGGCUCCCGGCCCCCCUCUGCCUGCUCCGAGGGGCGAAGAGACACGGCGGCCAGGAUCCUGCAGACCCGGUGGAAGGUGUACCGACGCCAGAAAAAAAAGGCUGUUCUGACUGAGGCGGCUACGGUACUCCAGGCAGCUUUCAGGGGACACCUAACACGGGUGAAGCUACUGUCGAGCCAGGCGUGUGCCUCAGAAGCCCCCGGCUCGCCCAGCCCGCCCGGCCAGGACCCGCCACCACGCAUUCCGAGCCCUGCCGUCCAGGCUGAGGACGACCCAGGGCAGGAGGCCAUCACCACCGUGCAGUCUGUCCUCCGGGCGCACCUGGCACGGGUCAGGCACAGUGCCUCUGGUCAGAGAACCACCACUGCAGCUUCUAGGAGGAGGAGACCCACUCUGGCCACCCCCUGCCAGUCACCUGCUGUGCCCUGCCCUGCUUCUCCUGGUCAGGAGGACAGCGACACGAGCAGCGGGGAGACUGUGGAGGGGCUGGCGGCCAAGGACAAGGCGCCGGGGCUGUGGGGACCGGGGAAGCCAGCAGCCCUGCAGCCCGGCUCUGGGCUGGCCUCUCCCUCGGGACCGCACCCUCAGCCACAGCCCGCGGAGCCUCCGCCUACGGAUGACGGCAGCUCGGACGACUCGGAUGAGAUUGUCGUUGCUCUGGCACUGCCCUCGAGGAAGGCGUCCCCGCCGUAGGCCCUGGGCCCUCCCGCAGUGCCGGCUCUGCCGCGGAGCUCGGGCACGCUCUACAGGACGUAGUGCCCAGAAUCAGAAAGUAGUUUAUCUCGUUAGGAAAGAACUACCUACUCCACAGCUCAGCGCUCUUGUCGGCUUUUCUCUUUGGUUUGGUUUUGCCGCUUGUCUGGUUGUUCGCGUAGGAAUCCUGAAGCCGUUGCUUCAUCUCUGCGCUGGUUUUCAGGGUCAGCUGGACAGACGCAUGUGCCCGGGCUGGGGCCAGCCGCGAGCCCUGCAAACACACGCUCCAGGUAGCAGCUUCCUGGCCACCGUUGGCCUCGAGCCGGGAAGAGCUGCUCUGUCUGGAGCCACCCAACAGCAUCUUGUUCUCCCCACCAACAUCUUCUCCAGCACCGUGUGCUCCGACCUCCACCCAGUAAGUAGGUCAAGCUGGACACGCUGGGGCCGUGCCUUCCGGAAGAGAGGGACGUGACAGGCUUGCGUGGGGCAGGCUCUCCCCACCCCCAUGACGGGACACGAAGAUGUCAGGGCCCCAAGGUGGGCUCGGGCUCCUUGGGCUGCUCCUUCCUGCACUGCUCCGCACAGACCUUCACCUGUCACCGUCCCCACCUCCCCGGGGCACUGUCCUCAAGAGCUGCCAUGCCCAGGAAGCAGUCUGGUGGGAUUUUGUCACUGGGCAGAUUAAGCCUUAAAAAAAUACCAAACUCUAAUUAAGAAGCAGCAUCAGGUUUGCUUUUGAGACCGGCAGGGGGGCAGGCUGUCCCCAGGCCCCGAGGAAGGGGCAGCGGGGAGCCCACAGGCCCUUGCUGCAUUCCCACCCCGGCUCCGCGGCCCGGCCUCUGCCGCACAGAGCUCCACUCCAGAGCUGAGUCUCACCCUUUGUUUGCGAGAUUAGCCCUUGCUGAUGGUAACAUGGAAAGCCUCCGGCUUGGGUGGCAUUUCAAGGGCCUCUAGAGCCCAUGUCCCCCAGGUCGUGUGUCUGACGUUAGAAAGCUCGCUCUUGCUGGGACUGAGCGUGCCCACUGGAGCCCUUCUGAGGUCGCAGCUUGGAAAGCACGACGUCCUUCUUGGGGAAACUCGGGCUGUCCUCUCGGUGGUCAGGAAGCUUCUGGUUCCAGCACCAGCUAGGUGUGUGGCAGGGGGCACUCUGCAUCGCCACUCCCCCCCCCCGACACCCCGGGUGGGUGAGGGUCUCUCCAGCCCAGCCUGGCCCCCUGGAGUCACCGGGGCCCGCCCAGCUAGGUUCUGUUCACACAGCGGGUCAAGAAAACUUCAGCCGGGA